Messenger RNA from Neurospora hispaniola, 1175 nucleotides. RefSeq lists its product as uncharacterized. The coding region runs from base 1 to 708 and encodes 235 amino acids. The record is from RefSeq and is a predicted model, not a curated record. The transcript has 2 exons. NCBI's taxonomy places the organism in Eukaryota, Fungi, Ascomycota, Sordariomycetes, Sordariales, Sordariaceae.
AUGGCCUCAAAGGCAAAAUCCCCCAUCCUCGCUGCUCCGCUUGAGAUUCGACUCGAAAUAUACCGCCACACGUGGAGGAUCCCAUUCAGCGACGCCGAAAGACUUUAUGAGCAGGCUGUCAGACGACCGAGUGGCCAGGCUCGUCUAUAUCACGAGAUUUACUACUUUAUGCUCCAAGUCGAACAACUUCAUGCGCUGGUGUCUAUCUGUUGGCAGAUCCGCGACGAGGUCCUUUUGGAAUACUUUCAUCAAACUCAAGUUAGCGUUUCCAACUGGCGGGAGCAUAACUCCAUGCUUAAAGAGGUACUACCUCUACCUUACGAUGUGCAACAUAUCCAGUCCUCUCUUCUAUUCGUGUCCUAUACUCAGCACGUCAGUCUUUUUUGGAUUGCAGGUGAACCUGAUCUCAUGACCAGAACCCUGGACUGGCUAUUGCAGCUGAAGCAACUCAAGACUCUCGAGCUGAUUAUCAAUCGGCCUUCGCAUAAUAUGAAGUCAGCUCCCAACGAGAUUCUUGACUCCAGUCUCUUUGGGAGACUUACAACCUUGCGCAACCUGGAGAAGAUCGUUGUCAGGAUCAAUGGUGGUCUUUGGAAGGAAACGCCCGAGGUCCAGAGGAUUGAAGACAUCCUCUCGAAAUCGGUGCGGGAGGACCUCAGACAGCCAGAGGCACAGCCGACCUACGUAUUCGAGGAGCUCAUCGGCUGAGGCCCUUUUUGACGCGAUCUCUCUGCCGUGUAGAAUUUGACGCAACCCUCAAGGCGCUUCAUUUCCUUCGGCUUUUCUUGCGAAUCAAAGUUGAAUUUGCGACGACAAAGGUUUCUCGACAAGAUGGUAUAGUGGACUGAAGGGGGCAGGCUUUCUAAGUCGCACGUUUUCAGGCACUCAACCUUCAUUAUAUCCCGAUAUUCAUUUCAAUGAUGUCCUUUUCGUUCCUACAGUCCCCUAUGGCGAUCCGAGCGUUUGUCGGUGCAUACACAUGCAGGUCGUCCCCUUCUGGUCGCUGAGAAAGACCAGACAGUCGUACGACGAAUUUGAGUUGAUCCGUUAGACGCAUAUUCAAUUUUUUCUUCUUGUUGAAUGAGUCAGUUGGUUGGGUUUCCUCGUCGUGCGCUCGCUACCUUUGAGGUAGUUAUCAAGUGAUGAAUUUCUCUCGUUCCUAAGGGAGGUUGUUG